Exaiptasia diaphana is the source of this 8836-nucleotide messenger RNA. RefSeq lists its product as uncharacterized. The record is from RefSeq and is a predicted model, not a curated record. NCBI's taxonomy places the organism in Eukaryota, Metazoa, Cnidaria, Anthozoa, Actiniaria, Aiptasiidae. The transcript has 22 exons. The coding region runs from base 342 to 8432 and encodes 2696 amino acids. Gene Ontology annotation, molecular function: calcium ion binding; protein binding.
GUUGUUUUACUUUUGACUAUUACACCUUGUUUCAUGGGUUAAUGAAAACCACACUACUUCAGCAUGUUAGAAGAUUUAUCCCGAUUUUUUCCCCGGGCAACCUUAGAUCAAAAGUUGUAAGAAUUUGACUCUUCGCACGUUAAGUGCGACAUGCAUAGGCAUAUAUCCAAUAUAUGAUACUCUCAUGCAGGAAACAGACGAGAUCAAAAUAACAUGUUUAAAGAUAUGACAAAACAAAUCGCGGAAGGUUAAAAUAAGGAUAUAAGAUUAACGCAGUCAAUCGUGCAUUCAUACACAUUCAGACGAUCGAAGUGAAGCUACAACAGCAACUUUAGUCCAGCAUGGAUUUGAAACGGGCUGUACUUAUCUAUGCAGUGGUUUUGGUAGCAUUUCUUAUUGCAAACUCUGGCUUGAGUAUUGCUAGUGGACUAUCCUCUAGUGGGGACAAUGUGUGCUCCACAAGCACUUAUGUUACAGUUUAUACAACAUACAUAAGUCAUCGAUGGGGUUACCGUGACUACUACUCCAAAUGUGGUCUAUUUGGAUGGAGUAGAUGUAAACGAACAAGAUCUUAUCGAAUUUACUAUUAUGGAAGAAGGACUACCAUCCAACUCCAGACACGCUAUUACUGUUGCUCAGGAUGGCAAAAGUCUUGGUCAGGAAGCAGUCACUGCAGUAGUGCGAUUUGUCACCAAUCGUGUUACCAUGGCUACUGUUCUCGUCCAAACACUUGCUCCUGUAACAGUGGAUGGAGAGGAUAUUAUUGUAAUACAGAUAUCAAUGAAUGUAGUUCCUAUAAUCGUGGUGGUUGUCAGCAGCUUUGCACAAAUACUGCGGGCUCAUACAGAUGUGGAUGUAAUUCAGGAUACACUAAAACUGGCAAAAGAUGCAUAGAUUACAAUGAGUGUAAUACGUCACCGUGUAAAUGUGCUUCGCUCAUUAAUUCCUGUGGAGCUACCUGUACCAACACUCCUGGCAGCUACGAAUGUCGUUGUGGGAAAGGGUUUGAGCUUCAAGGAAAGAAUUUAUGCAAAGAUGUAGAUGAGUGUUCGUCUGGAAGUCAUGGAUGUGCUCAUACAUGCAUCAACAGCAUUGGUACCUACUCCUGUGUGUGCCGUCCAGGAUUUCUCACUAGUCAGAAUGGCAAAGUUUGCACAGAUAUUGACGAAUGCCAAACCGCAAAUGGACAAUGUGAACAUACUUGUAAAAACACCCCUGGUUCGCGACAAUGUCUUUGCAACAAGGGAUAUCGAUUGACAUCUAAUAAUAAAACCUGCGAAGAUAUCGACGAGUGUUCUGAAAACAAMCCAUGUGACCAUCGAUGUAAAAAUACGGCUGGCAGCUUUGUGUGUUCUUGUAAGGAUGGCUAUAAGCUGAACCACGAUAAUGUAUCCUGCUCAGACGUCAACGAGUGUGAUUCGUCUCUACACCACUGUGAACAGAUCUGCUCAAAUACUGAAGGCARUUAUACUUGUGGAUGUCGACCAGGCUACAAACUAAACAGCGAUGGACGAACCUGUCAAGAUAUCAACGAGUGUACUCUCGGGACUCACCAGUGCAGCCAUUUGUGCAUCAAUAGCUUGGGCAGUUAUCAGUGUCGUUGUACUCAAGGAUACGAACUUAACAAGGAUGGAAAAUCUUGUAAAGCUCUUCCUUGCACAACACUGUACCCGCCAUCYCAUGGCGAGAUGUCGUGCACUGACAUGGUAACCAAURGCAACUGCUCRUUUUCAUGURACMAUGGUUACAACAUACAAGGUCCAUCUAAAUUGACAUGUAUGACUACGUCAAAAUGGAGCGAUUCUCAGCCAUCAUGCAAAGCCAAAGAAUGUGGGCCACUAAAACCAACAAGUCACAUGAUCUUGUCGCUGCCAUGUUAUAGAUCCUAUGGGUCUGCCUGUGAUCUUCGCUGUUCGUUUGGAUUCUAUUCUACUGGAAACAGUAAAGUGACUUGUGAUCUGACUCGGGAUAAACACGGUGUGAAGUGGAUGAACGACUUCCAGUGUCAUCCUGUCGAAUUGUGCAAACCCAACCCAUGCCAGCAUGAUGGUACCUGUGUCAUCGAGUCCUCUAAGUCCUUCAAAUGUAACUGCUCUGAUACUGGAUAUAGAGGACGCCUUUGCCAGGAAGGUGUUGUUCAAGUGCCAARUUUUCCAAAGCUCAAAGCUAACCGUGAGUCUGGAUCCUUAACCGUUCAUGCAAGACCUUACAAUGAGCUUGAAAUAAGAGUUCAAUCAGAUGACUAUAUUGUCCCUAAACCAAGAACGCUUAAAGUCCUACAUUCCAAACCCAAAACCAGUUUUACGCUGACAUCUAAGAAUCCAGGACUUGACAUUAUAGCCUACACCAUUCAAGGAAAAAGUGCCAAAGACUUCAAGAAUCCACCAGUGGAUGUUCUGCUGACUGUCUCUGAAUCAGUCACCAAAAAUAGCAUCUUUACCAGCCAACCCAUCCUUCCUGGAGAGCUUCCACUGGGUUGUUACGAGGUUAAGACGAGCAGAUUCAGUUGUAAAGCAAAGAUAUUUUCGACGUUGCCUUGGGAUCGGAGAACAGCAAGUAAACAAGCAUCAACGAAAGGAAUUGUUCAUUUGAUGACUGCAAAGGGCAAACGAAUUCCUUUAUCGUUGCUUGGUGCGUCAACUUCUCUCUCAUACAAAAAAAUACUGAAAAACGUCAAAACUAUUAACCAAUACAGCAAAUAYGCCAGGGUUACAACAGAAGGAAAGCAACAGUGUAGAAACWCAAGACUGGAACUGCCUCAACUCUUGGAGCUAGCUGAAAACGAUAACUUUGCACGUGCUUUCGCUGAAUCAUUCACGAGUUCCWUACCAAAUUGGAUUCAACUUUACAGAAAAGAUAGAUCGAAGACUUUUGACYUAAACGACGUKUAUGCUGGAGUAAAAUCAGAAAAUUCCUCCUGUCCAAAUAUCCUCGAAUCAUCUAAUCUUGUARCCUUUGCUCCUAACCUCGGCAUAACUGUUUCAUUUGAUCAUGAUGUCACACUAACWGAUGCCAAAGGGUUGUGUUUUGAGAUUGAUGUCUGCUCCUCAGAUGUGGGGUUCGGUUUCCCACGAACUGAAGUUAAAAGACUGACGACGGCUUCAAAGAUUUUCCGAGAUAUGAAAAUGGCUGGAUGGACGAUCGAACCAAAGGGAUUCGUGUUUUCUGGAAAUGGUGCCAGAAGAAAUGUUGCUGUGAAUUCUCGCAUCUGGCAUGGAAAAAACGUAUUUUACCAUAAGGUGCACAAGUACAAUCUUGCCAUUGAUGGAACAAUGAAGUGCCAGCUUCAAAACAAUGGUAUAAAAGUGUUUCUAAAUUACGAAGGGAAUGCUUAUCUAAAUACAGAAAACAUCUCUAUGAUUGACCAUCUUGGAUUCUUCCAAARAACAACAACUGUAUUCAAAGGGAAAGCAGCCGUAGUAUUGAAAACGUUAAUUUCCAACAAGAACGCGUCUAUACGAAUACCCAUGGAAAACGUAAUAGGAAUAUCCAGUCUUGGUGGAAAUGCAGAUGACCAAGGUUUGUACCUGAAGUACAAAGGCACACACAAUGCUCUCGAAGGAACACCAUUUGCAGAGAUAUUGAGACAAGAUACGCUCCAGCCCUUGUUUAUUGCUAUUCAACAUAAAAUACGUGGUGGAAAGCACACUGAUAUUACCAAUCUAAGCGAGUUUAACAUGAAAAUGACUUUAUUAAGUUUACUUCUACCUCAACUAAGAAACAUCCUUAGCAAUCCACAAGUACCUCUCCUUAUGCAGAAAGAAAGUUUGCAAAGGUGGACAAAUCACAUCAACGAGGCAGAGACCAUAAUCAAAGACAUUCGCUYAAUAAUCCARACCGGUACAUCAGAAGUGUCCARMAUAGAUCUGUUUUCUAGGCUAACUUUAAGACURAAASAUAUGGUACAAAAUUUCSAACAACUUUGUAUWAUAGUGGAUUCAGCAGUCARUGCAAACCCAGCAAUUACUGGAACAGCAAUUAUUGCCAUUCAGCUGAARCAAUUAAGACUUAAUCUUCCMCAAUUWCCAGAUGUCCAGUACAAGCGGUCUAAUGUUCRCCAACAUUUGGAUGGUUUUACACUAAGGUUUCAAGGAAAMGUUUGUCCRGCAAAAGUGUGCUUUCCUAGUAUGUUAAUAGCCUUGAUUAGCCGGUCGAAUCACUUCAACUCAAAUCGUGGUGCASWAGUUWUUUGUGAAACUCUCRGUGAAGAUUUGCAACUUAGCAAAAUACUGAAGCUKRCACAGAAAAGCCAAAUGAAAUUAUAUUUUUCAAGUGASGAUAGCAAAACMUUUAUUAGUUUUAAUCCCAAAAUUAGUAUGAUGGGAAUAAAARWGACAGUCUUGGCAACAAUCCUUAAUCAAARACUCAACUUCCAAGCUUCAGGAUUACUUUUUGGAAAAUAUGAGGCUUUGCUCAAUGUWACUGGYAAMWUAGAWGUUUCUGACUGGUCGCAUGUAAAAUACCAUGUGCGAGGAUCCAUGACAAAGCAMACUCGUUUUCCUWAUCAGUUUCAGARGCAAAUAAAUACCUUCAUUGGUGAAAUUGCAAGUAAGGCAUUAGCAAGAGUGAAAAACGCUCAAAAUGUCGCAAGRGAGAAAGACAAUGAGCUGCGCCUUUUCAAGAAAGAUGUUAUGUUGGAAGUUUUCAGCRCGUACAAAAAAUGUGAAAAACUWCGAAAGAGGUACGAUUUUGCACUAAAACAAGCAAAGAGAGACUAUUAUUACUUCAAGAACACYCAGYUAAGUAAUAUUAAUCAGCCUAGUCAAAGGACUUGCAGACCGAAGCCUUGUCCAAAAGUCUGCUCCAAAACCAAAAAGUGUAUCUUCCAAAGCAAAAGACUUGUGAUCGAUGAUACAAAAUAUGUCUGCAARRAUGUCAAWACGUAUGUAGAAAGAAUUGUUGUGAAAAARAGAACAAAGACUGAAUACYAUUGGGUAAAAACCUGGCAACAUAUCUACACUGGAAAUUGCGACAUCAAGUUACCUAUCCCACCAUUUGUAAUAGUUGAAUUGGUUUUUAAGGCGGUAUUCGGAUGUGAUCACACCUGGGAAACUAAACGAGGYCCAGAUAAAAAAGUUUCGUACACCAAGGUCUGGCUUGAAGAAGUACCUGAAAGAAUUCCCAUUACCAAAGGCGUAUGCACAGCGGUAAUCGAACGAAGAGAAACAAACAGUUUCGAGUCUCCACAACUAACGUGCUCUGAUAGUUCUUGCGGUAUUAAGGUUAUGGAUCCCAAMUGUUUGAUGGAAAAUAGUCGAUGCAUGAAAAGAAAUAAMAUACUUUUGAAAAAUGUUCAAAARCUGUCCGAGUUUGACAAAGAAGURGURAAUACRUUUACUAACCUUAGUCGACUUUCAAACAAGAUGGAGACAGCAAGGGCAAAGCUGCAAAAGGCAAACAACAAUCUGCAAAAUGCGGUAGAAGAACUGAAAGUUGCAAAAGCAGAGUUAACACAAUUAGAAUACGCUAAGAACAGGACAGAAAGGGCGAUCAACUUGGUCAAGAAAUCACAAACUACGAGGCUUGGCUUGAAGCUAUCAGAACUGCUUUCCAAGACACCUAACCAAAAUCUUGUAACUGUCUCAAAUUUUGUCUUUGAUGUCUUGAUAUCCGAACAAACUAAUUUCGAAAGAGUAUUACUUCGCUUCACAAUAUCUUUGGCYGACGGGCAAACUAAAGAUCUGUCUUAUAAUUUUGACUUUGGUAACAYUAUCACAUCAAGUCACAAAAUGAUGAAAUUUGUUGUAAAAACRYUGUUCCAGGAAAACACCAAWACAAGAAGAACACGAAGAUCMAUUCUUGAAAGCAUUCAUGAAAAUGAAGAGCAAUUGAAUAAAACAGAASGUGAGAMCACUUUGCAAAAYCAGGAGAAAUGUUUGUUGGUGAAAAAGGUCAGUCAGUUUCACAGAGACAUUGUCAAAUCGCUUGARGCGUUGAUUUAUUCUCGUGAAAAUCGCAUUGAGCGCAAUGACACCUCACUUAUGGAUUUGUUGGAAAAGUUUGAAAACGURUCAAAUACCAUGAGUUCCAACGAUGAUUCAACAGUAGAGCUGUUGAACUCAUAUAAAAAUCUGCUAAGAUCCGAUGUGGACGCCGACGACAAUAAACCUUUAUUGUCAUGGAACCARAGUCUAAUACACUGGAGAGCAUUCYUUGAGGUAUUAACCAAAGAGUCGUCCUUUGAAGACUGCGCAAGUUUACAAGAUUGUGUCAUYACUUUGGGAARUGAAUUAMACGAGUUGUACCUGUAUGARAGCGAUUUYCCACGUGCAAAUGACAUCAGAGAAUCKUUAUCAAAUAUUACAGAMAAGCUGACUGAYUUGAUAGCCACAAAUUUAACAGUUGGAGAAUGUAAAUUACGGAUAUCUGAACUUAAAAACUUAUUCAAUCAAACGGUUGAUACUAAUGUGCUUUGUGGAGUAAAACCAGAAAUCUUAUCUACUCCAGAGGAACAUCAGGUGAUACUUGAGAAUGACACUAUUGUACUUGAAUGUGCUGCAGAAAGUGACACGCCGGUCACUUACGAAUGGGUCCACAAAAAUAAAACAAUCCAUAAAUCAUCCAAUGGCAGUUUGACCAUAAGAAACGCAAGUCUGAAUCACGGAGGUGCAUACCAAUGUAAAGCAAGCAAUCGUAAAGGCUACGUGACAUCUAACGUGACCACAAUCAUCAUCAAUAGCCAACCAAAGAUAACGCAACACCCUAACGACACCAAGGCGUACAUCAGCAAGGGGAAUGCUCUUCUGUUAAGAUGUAACGUAACUGGAAUUCCAUUCCCAAAGAUUGACUGGUUCUUUAUUUCAAUUCGUCCAAACAGUGGAAAAAUUGCACUACCUCACAACAAUGGCACCUUUCUUUACAAUCAAAAUCUGACUGAGGAUGACUCAGGYUACUACUUCUGUGUUGCCUCCAAUAARCAUGGCCAAGCAGAAAGCAAAAUAGCCAAGGUUUGGGUGCUUAAAAUGACACCCGGUGAACCUAGAUUUGGUGUUAAAGUUAGCUUCUCGAUCUCUCAAAAGUGUCGAGGAAGGAAAAGAUGUCCRUCUUAUCGUCAAAACGACAUGAAAGAUUUGCUCAGCUUAUCAAUGAAUUCAUCUCAAUCACAAAUCGCCGACAUGAGGCGCACUUAUAACCAAGGAGUUACUACUGUCAGAUUUGUAUACAAAAGUAGCAGACCAGACGAAAACGAUAAGGAUAGACCUUAUUCUGAAGAUUCCAUUUUAGAGUCGUUCGCCAGGAAAAGAGCCCAUCUUGCUGAAGGAGUAAAAAUAUUGUACCAUAGAAUUGAGAAUGAUUCCCUUGUAUCAAGAGAUGAUGUCGAGGUGAAAGGAGAUCUUGAUAGUUUGACUGUUUGGGGUGUUCCACUGGGAUGUCUACGUGGAGAGGAACCUCAUUCAAAUGCAUAUAUGUGUGUACAUUGCCCUCCUGGAACGUACGGCAAGGUUGACGGCCAAUGUGAACCAUGUCCUAUCAGUACUUAUCAAUAUAAACCUGGACAAGCCAAGUGCUCUUCAUGUGACUAUGGUUACACGACAAGACAGGUUGGCUCAUUGAGCCCAGAGGACUGCAUUGACAAGCGUCCUUCUCCACCGAUAAAUUUACGUGUUAUUCCAGUUGGAUCUAGGCAAUUGGAAGUACAGUGGGACAAACCAGCGGAGAAUAGCAAAUCCAUCUCACAUUACAUCGUUAAGUACGGUCUUCCGAAUCGUACUCCAUGGGAACUAGUUGUCCAAACGUCAACAACACCGUGGAUAUUGKCAGGCCUGAGGAAGUUUACAGACUAUCUUGUACAGGUUUAUGCAGUCAAUUCAUAUGGAAAGAAAAAAUCGCAGGUCACCGUAAAAACAGGCGAAGAUAUACCUGAUGCUGGUCCUGUCAUUACCAAUGCCGUUCCAGUCAGUCACAAUAGUAUACAAGUCUCUUGGAGACCAAUACCUAAGCGUCAGCGCAAUGGUAUCAUCAAAGGCUAUCGAAUAUACUUCUCUUUAAGUUCUGGUGGUGAAUGGAAAUCGUACUCAACACCAACUGGAAAUAUUACCACGUGUGUUGUUCCUGGUCUUCAGCCAUAUACCUGGUAUUGUGUAAAAAUGACUGGUUUUACCAGUAAAGGAGAAUAUCCAGGCUGGAGGAAAACGCACUGCAAAACACUAAAAACACCUUCACCUCCUAUUGAAGUGUCUGGCGAGGCUAUAAGCGACUCUAUAAUUCGCCUUAAGUUUAGCACARCAAGUGGGAUUUCUUUGUCUAACAUAGUGCAUUAUGGGGAAAAACCUGGUGACCUCUACAUGGCUAAAACAUGCCCUAUUUCUGCAUGCAUCCUCAACAAUCUCAAAGCUGAUACGUUAUACUACUUCAAAGUUCUCGGGGUGCAUAAACAGAUCGGGGAAUCGGCCAGCUUGAUCCAAGUGCGGACGAAGAAGAAAGCUCCCUGAAAUACGUUUCUGGUACAAGACAACAUCUGAUUGAUGCAUGACAGCACCGUAUCUCUAACUUAGUUUAAGCCUAAUUUUCACGGCUAGCAACAAUUUGUCGCAUGAUAUAAGCUUCGAUUUUUGUAGCGUUUUUGUCAUUUUUUUGGCAAAAUAAUAUUGUAGUAAAGAAUACUAAUCUUAUAUAACAUCUUGAAGAAUUUAUUAAUAUCAAAUAGGAAUGAAUAUUCUUAUGAUUAAUCCGUAAAUUUGCAUUUUGUCAGUGCCAAUGAGACGAAUACAGAAAUCCGGAGGUGCACAUCGAGCAGGGCGUCGUGUAAACGUAUGUUUUAAAAGAGGGGGGAAGACCUUCAAGCCAAUCAGUGAAGGAGAGGGGGAGUUACAUCUAACUUUAAUUUGAAACUGAU